Messenger RNA from Acanthopagrus latus (yellowfin seabream), 3443 nucleotides. It is a transcript of the gene stard3, whose product is annotated as StAR-related lipid transfer (START) domain containing 3. The transcript has 15 exons. Gene Ontology annotation, cellular component: late endosome. Lineage: Eukaryota; Metazoa; Chordata; Actinopteri; Spariformes; Sparidae. The record is from RefSeq and is a predicted model, not a curated record. Gene Ontology annotation, molecular function: cholesterol binding; cholesterol transfer activity. Bases 171 to 1523 code for a protein of 450 amino acids.
UUCAAAAUAAGACGUUCAACAACAGGACCGGUGCUGGCGGUCACGUGAUUUUCGGCAGGGGGAGCGACACAUCUUGCGGCAAUAUUUACUCUUUGAAAGGUCAGCCCGGAAGAUUUGGUAGGCGAUGAUGAAGCGGUAAAUCAAGGGGAGUUUCCUGUCUCACUGCAGGAAUGCCGGGCGGAGAGUACGGCGAGCUCGAUGGCAGCCUCCCUGCCAUCACCUCCCUGAACGCUUCCUACUCGACGACCCUGUCCAUCCCGUCCCCGUACCUGUUCAUACCGCCCGCGGAGCGCAAGGCCAUCUCUGAUGUCCGGCGCACCUUCUGUCUCUUUGUGACGUUCGACCUGCUCUUCAUCUCCCUCCUGUGGAUCAUUGAGCUUAACAUCUCCAGCUCCAUCAAGGACAGCUUAGAGAAAGAGGUCAUCCACUAUGACUACACGUCUUCCUUCUUUGACAUCUUUCUGCUCGCUGUGUUUCGUUUCCUGUGUUUACAAGUGGGUUAUGCUGCCUUCCGUUUGAAGCACUGGUGGGUUAUUGCGGUCACCACUCUAGUGACCAGCGUCUUCCUUGUCGUAAAGGUCAUCGUAUCUAAUCUGCUGUCCCAGAAUGCCUUUGGCUACGUGCUGCCCAUCACUUCCUUUGUGGUGGCCUGGUUGGAGACCUGGUUCCUCGACUUCAAGGUGCUCACUCAGGAGGCCGACGAUGAAAGAGCCUACCUGGCGGCGGUGAACGCAGCCUGCGAGCGAGCCCCCAUGAUCUACCCCCGCGCUGUUUCAGACGGACAGUUCUACUCGCCGCCUGAAUCCAUCGCAGGCUCUGAGGAGGAUCUGGAUGAGGAGGGUCUUGGGCGCAGAGCUGUCACUGCACAGGAGAAGGAGUAUGUCAGACAGGGUCGAGAGGCCAUGUCUGUGGUGGAGCAGAUCCUAGCCCAGGAGGACAACUGGAAGUUUGAGAAAAACAACGACAUGGGCGACUCUGUCUAUACUCUGGAGAUUCCCUACCACGGAAAGACUUUCAUUCUCAAGGCCUUCAUGCAGUGUCCCGCUGAGCUUGUGUAUCAGGAGGUUAUCCUGCAACCAGAGAAGAUGGUCCAGUGGAACAAAACUGUUUCCGCCUGCCAGAUCCUUCAGCGGGUUGACGACAACACUAUGGUAUCAUAUGAUGUCUCCUCUGGUGCAGCAGGCGGAGUUGUGUCUGUGAGGGACUUUGUUAAUGUUCGGCGGGUGGAACGCAAGCGAGACUGCUAUCUGUCUGCUGGCAUGGCAACCGACCAUGAAGCCAAACCUCCGUGCGGUCGCUACGUCAGGGGGGAGAACGGUCCGGGAGGAUUUGUGGUCCUCAAAUCCAGCAGUAAUCCGUCCGUCUGCACCUUCAUCUGGGUCCUCAACACGGACUUGAAGGGCCGACUGCCCCGCUACCUCAUCCACCAGAGUCUGGCUGCCACCAUGUUUGAAUUCAUGUCCCAUUUACGCCAACGGAUCACCGAUCUGCGGCCUUCUCAUCGCUCCCACCACCACAUUUAAAGCGGGAGAGACGUCCAACUGUGCCACGGGUGGCUGAGAGGUGUCGCUACUGUUGUCUUCGAGCGGACCAAUGGGAGUGGCGGUACCCUUUGUGAUGCAUCUAAGCUGAAGGGAUGUGCUACACUUACUGAGAAGACUCUGGAGAUGUGAGACUGACCGUGACCACACAUUCGCCACAUUUCAGCAACAGGAGAGGAGGAGUAAUUUGGUUGUCAAAGACAAUGUUCCUCCUCACUCUCAAACUUUAUUUUUGAGGCGUGGUCACACACAUAGUUUGAUGCGGACCUGUACUUUGUUUUGUUUUGUGUCCUUCACUGUGCAAUGAGAACUGAUUUUUUUUCCCUGAGCCUGCCAAGUGAUCUUGUGGCAGGGUGGACAUUACUGAAACAAGCAAACCUAGAUGAAGACAUUAGUGAUUCUCACUGGGUGGGCAUCUGUCUCUCUUGUUACAAAUGAACUAAUAUAAUGGCAUGAAGCAGCUGUCUCUCUGAGCCUUAUCUAACUACACACAUUGUUAGCCUUUGAUUUGCUGCUUUAUGUGGCUUUUUUUCUUUUUAAAUGAUUUUGUCUGUUUUUUCACUACUGGUGCAACUGCCCACCCCCCCAAAAAACAAAAACAAAUCCACCCUUCACAGCCAUAUUUAGCAGUUAAUUUGAAUGAGUAAAAAGCUAUUUUUUACAGUUUAUUCUCCUGUGCUUCACUGUGAUGGAUGAAGGAGGAAGUCACUCGUCGUCUAAUCACCACUAGAGGGAGACACCACUGAACCACAGAGUGAAAACCUCUAGGUUUGACGUCAUUCCCGAUCCCAGGGUGCAAAAGAUCUAUCAGCUGACAUUUAAUCACCUCUUUUUCAUUUUGCUUUGCACUUAGGGAUCGGCAAGAAGGUCAAACCAGGAGUCAGAUCUAAGUCUCUUACAAAUGCAUUAUCAAGCUUGGCUCAAACUAUGAUAAUGUUUAUUAAUUAGGAUGCUGUAUACCUCCUAAAGCUAUCUUUGGUGCCAAUCACCUCAAGUAGCCUUGUGGUGAAAUAGCUGAACUCAUUAUUUGUCACCAAGUUAUUACUGCAUAUGAUUUCCAUUGGUUAGUGCUGGUCUGUCCUCCAGGCUCCAACACGUGGCACUGAUCGAGGUUUUUCUAUCAAAUUUCUUGCAUCAUGGAGCAUUUUGUGGUUUUUAAUUAUUUAGAAAUGUUUCAAGUUUCAAGUUUUAGUUGUGUUUUCAAAGACUGCACCUCAGAAUAUCAUGAUUUGACAUUGCAUAUGUGAUGAAAGCUGGCGAAAGGCAGAAGUCUGGCUGUAUGUUCAAUUCACUGUGGAGCUGAACCAAAGGAAGUUUUUCCAUGAGAAAUAGGGCAUCAAACUUUGGCUAGUUCCUACACAGUUUGAAGGAGCAUGUUUAUGGGUGUAACUGAUGUGUCGAUUAUAAUGUGAUCAUUUAUUGCGUUACACAUAACGUGGCCACAUGGCCCGGAGGCAUUUUACUUCGUAAGCUUGUUACGUGUGAAUGCCGUCAUCAAGGUCUGGAGUUACUUCUUCUUACAUGCGGUUAUUGACAUUUAACUGUAUCAUUGCUCAAAGCUGAUUUUAGAUUCUGCGUACUACACAGAGGGAACACAGAGGGAGUGUCAAAUCAAGGUAAUUUAUGAUAUCAACAAUUGUGUGCCUUUUAUCACAGUAACAUUAAAUAUCGGCCUUUUUCUUUUUGCUUUGCAUUUGUUUUAUACUGUUAACUCGAUGCUUGAUACCUUCCGCAGAGGCAUACUGUACGCAAAUGCUGUCUGCCUGAGAACUUUGGUUUUUUUGAAUGUAUGUGUGGAUCUUUCAUCAAACAUGUUAAUUUAAAGCCAUCACAAGAAUACUGACCAACAGUUUUUGAGUCUUAACCAGUGUCUUAUGUCUAAUAAAAUGUAUGAAUUCAUGA